UUGAGCCAUCUUUUUAAACAGAAAGCUGAAGCAGCUGUCACUGGUCCAAUCUUCUUCUUCCUUCCAGAAAAGGAAGGUAGAAGGGAAAAGAUAAGGAAACUGACUCUCGCCUGCCCAAGGUCACCCAGCCACUCACACGGGAGCCAGGGAGCCAGGACCACACUGGCUGUCCCCGUGGGACUCAGUACAGAGCCUGCCGCUGAAGCAGGACAGCUGGCCUGGCUCCCUCCCACUACGAACCCCUCAGACCCUCACCUCUAGCCGGGAAAGGGGCUUCUAGGUCCUUUCAAAAAACAACAACAACAACCCACCCCACUCCUCUUGGGCUUUUCUGCAGCUGCUGGAGAGAGAAAUGCAGAAUGAAUGGACUUCUGGUUUCUGAAGGAGGCGAGGGAAGAAAGGUUGAAAACUAACUCAGCCAGAAACUGCUGUGUUUGGGAUUUUUCUUUUCUUCCCCUUCAUCUUCAACACAAACCCAUCUCUUCCCUGGGCAUCGAGACAUGGGCUCCUCUUGCCUUGCCCGGCAGAAAGACAGCUGGAAUUGGGCUCCCUGAGACAGGAGGGCUGCUCAUCAUUUUCUGGCCGUACAUUGUAAAUGAAGUAAUACACGCAGAAUAACAGACCAUUGUGUGCUGAGCAAGUGUGAAAUGCAUAGGCUGUGAUUCAACUCUUCGCUGCCUGCUGGAAUCCACUGGCUCUGAAACUGAGACAACUUUUAUUUCCAUUCAGUCUCUGAGUUUUCCUCUUGAUUGGAGUGCAUCUUGGAAUGACGACUUCCGCAAUAUCCAUGCCUUCCCGAGACAGGGGCCUGCAUGCCGGACACCAUCCCUUCCGCCCCUGCAGCCCCUUGAGUCCCUUCUUGUCGGGCCCCGUGGAGCCGCCGUCCAUCAAGGGCAUUUACUACCGCAGGGCCCGGAAGGUGGGCGCGCUGGACGCCUCCCGGACGGCGGACCUGAAGAAGGAGAUGCUGGUCAACGUGGGGGGCCGGCGGUACCUGCUUCCGUGGAGCACGCUGGACGAGUUCCCGCUGAGCCGCCUGAGCAAACUCCGCUUCUGCCGGAGCCACGAGGAGAUCGCGCAGCUCUGCGACGACUACGACGAGGACAACCAGGAGUUCUUCUUCGACCGGAGCCCCAGCGCUUUCGGGGUGAUUGUGAGCUUCCUGGCGGCCGGCAAGCUGGUCCUCCUGCGGGAGAUGUGCGUGCUGUCCUUUCAGGAGGAGCUGACCUACUGGGGCAUCGCAGAAGCCAGCCUGGAGAAGUGCUGCCUACGGACGCUGCUGCGGAAGCGGGCCGAGCUGGCCGAGCUGCGCCGCGAGGAGGCCCUGCAGCGGCAGCGGGAGGCCGGGCGGCCCGCCGUGCACGCGUCCCGCUGGGGGCUCUUCAGGAGCCGGCUGCGCGAGACGGUGGAGAACCCGCAGUCUGGGCUCCCCGGGAAGGUCUUCGCUUGUCUGUCCAUCCUCUUCGUGGCCACCACGGCGGUCAGCCUGUGCGUCAGCACCAUGCCCGACCUGAGGGCGGAGGAGGACAAGGGGGAGUGCUCACAGAAAUGCUACUACAUUUUCAUCGUGGAGACCGUCUGCGUGGCCUGGUUUUCCCUCGAGUUCUGCCUCCGGUUUGUCCAGGCCCAGAACAAGUGCCAGUUCUUCCAAGGGCCCCUGAACAUCAUAGACAUCCUGGCCAUCUUCCCUUACUACGUGUCCCUCGCGGUGUCCGACGAGCCCCAGGAGGAUGGGGAGCGGCCGGGCGGGAGCUCGUACCUGGAGAAGGUGGGGCUGGCACUGCGCGUGCUGCGGGCCCUCCGCAUCCUCUACGUGAUGCGCCUGGCGCGCCACUCGCUGGGGCUGCAGACGCUGGGCCUCACGGUGCGCCGCUGCACGCGAGAGUUCGGCCUGCUUCUCCUCUUCCUGUGCGUGGCCAUCACCCUCUUCUCCCCUCUGGUCUACGUGGCUGAGAAUGAGUCUGGGCAGGUCCUGGAGUUCACUAGCAUCCCGGCCUCCUAUUGGUGGGCCGUCAUCUCCAUGACAACGGUGGGCUACGGAGACAUGGUACCCAGCAGCGUGCCGGGCCAGAUGGUGGCCCUCAGCAGCAUCCUGAGCGGCAUCCUCAUCAUGGCCUUCCCAGCCACGUCCAUCUUCCACACCUUCUCGCACUCCUACCUGGAGCUCAAGAAGGAGCAGGAGGAGCUGCAGGCCCGCCUCCGCCGCCUGCAGAACGCAGCCACGGCCGGCGAACACGAACUCCUGAAGGACGUCAGUGACCUGAGCCUGGAGGGCCCUGCCUUGCCCAUCGCAUACAUUUAACUCAAAAUCCUCCCCCGAAGAUGCUAGACCUUCAGCGCAUGGCCCUCGGCUGACAUGAGCUGGAGAACACCAGCGCCUGGAUCCUCCAGGAGUGUGUUUGUAGAGCUUGGGGGCGCAUUCCCAAAGCUGGGAGGGGCUUGAGGCCAAGGAUGUUUGGUCGGGUGAUUCUUGACCCUCCCGGGCACAGUGGUCCGGGCCGGCCUUAUCCAUGUCACUUGCCAUUUCCUCUCUCCCUGCCCCUCGCUGAGCACAUCCAAUUUCGCUGGGUUAGCUCUAUCUCCCUUCCUUCCCAGCAGAGUCUUCAACAUCCCAGGCUGGGUUCCAGACGCCCACAGAACUGAACCUACAGAAUUCCAUUCCUCCCCUAAGACCCUCUUUCCUGGACCAACCCACCGCCAGGAACUGGAGGGGUCAGUCACUGCAAACCCCUCUGAUCAGAUCUCUCUGCCCAGCCCUAUCGGGGGUUCCAGCCUGGGUCAGUGUACCCUCCCGUUGCUCACACCACCCAUGGCAUUUUCCUAAUGCAGCUGCCCCUGCCCAGCUCUGGAAGCCCUUAGCCAAGAAGGCAGAACUGCAUCUGUGUUAAAUCCCACGCUGGGGACUGGGGGCCCACCAUCCCUCCUGACCUGCCUGGGACCUGGGCAGAAGCGCCACUUGCCGGCACAGCAAGCCCUCCUGGGCUCUUGGUGGGACCUUCUCCAAUCAUCCAGUCCUUGGCCUUGACAGAGGCUAACUCAGAGCACCCAACUGUCCCUUGAGAGAACCAUUCCUGCUGCUGGUUCCUUUAGUCCUUUGGGGACCUCAGCUUUCCACUCUCAGCAAAAUUGCCAGAGACGCAGCAUAGAAAUGAAGGCAGCCUUAGGAUCCACACCCCCCCUCCUGCUCCCCAGAUCCCUUGAUGCCAGAGAAUAAGACCUUCUUUGGCCGAUAUUUAAACGAAUUCAUUCACUUAGGGUUAGGGUUCAUUCAGUAACAUGCCUGGCCCUUUGCAUCCAGCAUAGGAGGCAGAGGUUGGACCAAGUCACUGGAGAGAGCAGUGCAUCCUGAGCAGAGGGGAAGAAGCAGUGAGUUCUGGGCAGUCGGCUCAUGGAGGGCUUCACAGAGACACAGGAGAGGGUGGAUGCAAAGGGUUGUUUUGGAAGACAAAGCUGGAAAGGUGGGCCGGAAUGAGAUGCUGUGUAGAGGACUUGGACAUUUCAGUAGAUGCAGAUGAGACAUAUGCUGGAGGAAGGGGCAAUGUGAAUGGACUGCAGUGUGGAUGAAGAUGAUGGGAUGGGCCGCUGGAGGACCAGUUUGGAACAGGGAACAAUUGAGCAGUUUGGGCAAGCUACAAGCACCUACCUCCUCCACGUCAUUAAUUGUACAGGUGGUGCCAGGUCCUGGAGUCUCAUCUUUUGUUUCCCAGCUGAGCACACCUGGGUGAGGCCAGUGACCUCCCACCAGUGGCUCCGCUGUGCACUGCUACAUGCCAUGGGCUGUAAAUCUGCUAAGAAAGAGCACAAGGUUGCAAAUGGAUGAUGGAGAGGAGGUUGUGGACCUCUGGAUCUAAUAUAGUUCAUGUGUAAGCGUUUCAUCGAUGGGGACAACCAACCUUUAUUUCACUAGUGUUUAGUGCAGGCCUACUAUGUACUGGGCAUACACUUCCCCCUGACCACAAUGCCAGGGUCAGUUUAACCACAGGUGGCUUGGGCAGGGGGCCAUCUACACCAGCAUCUAGCUUCAAGCUGGCCUUGACCUCGUGGGGAGCCCUCACUCCCUUUGACUGCUCCGAGUGCCAUCUCAGCUGAUGGGCAUACAUGUCUCCCCAUUCCUCUAGCCCCCCAAGAAUCAUCAGGGCACCCCCCUAGUCCUUCCCAA
Cervus elaphus (red deer) is the source of this 4159-nucleotide messenger RNA. RefSeq names its product potassium voltage-gated channel modifier subfamily G member 4 (gene KCNG4). The record is from RefSeq and is a predicted model, not a curated record. Lineage: Eukaryota; Metazoa; Chordata; Mammalia; Artiodactyla; Cervidae. Bases 767 to 2302 code for a protein of 511 amino acids. Gene Ontology annotation, biological process: potassium ion transmembrane transport; protein homooligomerization. Gene Ontology annotation, molecular function: delayed rectifier potassium channel activity. Gene Ontology annotation, cellular component: voltage-gated potassium channel complex; membrane. The transcript has 6 exons.